CUCAAGAUUAUUGGCAACUUAGAAGAGACAUCUUUCUUUUGAUUACAGAUACUGAAUCAGAUGGGAAGUGAAAGUUCUUCUACUUCAGAUGAGAAGAAAGUGAUCAUGGAACCUCUCUUGAGCGAUAAUCCAAACCCAAAAGGAGGCCUCAGAACUAUGCCUUUCAUCAUAGCAAACGAGGCAUUUGAAAGGGUGGCGAGUAUUGGGUUGCAUUCCAACAUGAUAAUGUAUUUGACGAGAGAAUAUAACUUGGAAUCUGCUGCAGCAACUAAUAUACUCUUCAUCUGGUCAGCUGUUAAUAAUCUUAUGCCAGUUCUAGGGGCCUUUAUUGCAGAUUCUUACGCAGGUCGUUACCGGAUGGUCGGUUUUGGUUCCAUUGCUACCCUCUUGGGGAUGGUUCUGUUAUGGUUGACAGCCAUAAUUCCAAACGCAAAGCCUCCUCUUUGUGACCCAGCAAGUGGCAAUUGUGAACCCCCGACGACAUUCCAACUUCUGUUUUUGUAUUCAUCUUUUGGCUUCAUGUCUAUUGGAGGAGGUGGCAUAAGGUCAUGCUCCUUAGCCUUUGGAGCUGAUCAGUUGAACAGGGGAGACAACAUAGAAAAUGCAGGCAUUUUACAAAGAUACUUCAGUUGGUACUACGUUGCAGUCUCGGUUUCAUCCAUUUUUGCAGUAACUUGUAUUGUGUACAUUCAAGAUAACCUGGGGUGGCAGGUGGGUUUGGGAGUUCCUGCUGUACUCAUGUUCUUAUCGGUUCUUUCUUUCUUCUUGGCUUCUCCCUUAUAUGUCAAAUUGAAGGCCAAAACAAGCUUGCUCACUGAGCUCGCUCAAGUCAUUGUAGCCUCUUACAAAAAUAGACAUAUGAAGUUAUCAUCUCAAGCAACGGAUGAAAUAUACCAUCACAAGAAGGGAUCAAUGCUUCUUAUGCCCAGUGAAAAUUUAAGGUGGUUAAACAAGGCCUGUAUAGUGCGGCAUCCUCAACAAGACUUGACCUCAGAUGGAAGAGCCACAAACCCGUGGAAUCUUUGUACAGUAGAUCAAGUAGAAGAACUCAAAGCAUUGAUCAAAAUUAUUCCACUUUGGUCUACAGGAAUUAUGUUUGGUGUGACUCUGAAUCAACAAUCAUUUCCCAUAAUCCAGCUGAGCACAAUGGACCGAAAAAUUACUUCUAACUUUGAAAUUCCUCCAGGCUCCUUUGGCAUAUUCAUGAUUAUCGCUGUAAUAGUAUGGAUUCCUCUCUAUGAACAAAUCAUUAUCCCUCUAGCAUCUAAAAUCAGUGGAAAACCAGCUUAUCUGAGCUUGAAAAAGAGACUGGGGAUUGGACUACUUUGCUCUUGUGCAUCCAUGGCAGCAUGGGCAAUCGUGGAGAUUUUUCGCCGAGAAAUUGCUAUCAAGGAAGGAUUUUCCGACGACCCACGAGCUGUGGUUCACAUGUCGUCAAUGUGGUUAUUGCCACAUUUUGUCCUUGGAGGCUUGUCCAUGGCUUUCAACACCAUUGGUCAGUCUCAAUUCUAUUACUCUGAGCUACCUAAAAGCAUGGCUAGCAUAUCUUCCUCUCUCCUUGGAAUAGGAAGUUCAGCAGCAAGCUUGGUAUCAAGUUUCAUAAUGAACAUUUUUGAUAAUGUUACUAAAAGUGGAGUAAAGGAGAGCUGGGUUUCAACUAACAUCAACAAGGGUCAUUAUGAUUACUAUUAUUGGCUUCUUGCUGGUUUAAGUAUGGCUAAUUUUAUGUACUUCCUGGUUUGUAGCAAAGCUUAUGGUCCUUGCAAAGGAGAAGCCAAUGAAAAGGAAGACAUGAGUAAUGGGGAAUAAGUUUUAUAUAAACCAGUGAAGUUGCAGUAAUGAAUUUGACCAUUGUGUACUGUGUAAUAUCUAAAAAAUUGGGUCCUUUCUUAUGUAAUCGAGGGCAUUGAAAUAGUUAAAUUGGU
Messenger RNA from Pistacia vera, 1925 nucleotides. RefSeq names its product protein NRT1/ PTR FAMILY 1.2-like. Gene Ontology annotation, biological process: transmembrane transport. The transcript has 5 exons. Lineage: Eukaryota; Viridiplantae; Streptophyta; Magnoliopsida; Sapindales; Anacardiaceae. Bases 61 to 1809 code for a protein of 582 amino acids. Gene Ontology annotation, cellular component: plasma membrane. Gene Ontology annotation, molecular function: transmembrane transporter activity. The record is from RefSeq and is a predicted model, not a curated record.